This is a messenger RNA of Aspergillus bombycis, 1326 nucleotides long. Its product is annotated as serine hydrolase domain-containing protein. NCBI's taxonomy places the organism in Eukaryota, Fungi, Ascomycota, Eurotiomycetes, Eurotiales, Aspergillaceae. The transcript is spliced from 4 exons. Bases 1 to 1326 code for a protein of 441 amino acids. The record is from RefSeq and is a predicted model, not a curated record.
AUGACUGCCAAACUGUCACAGGACACCGCAUCUACCCUUCGUGGGAUGUUGGAUGCGACGACAUCGGGUCCAUCGCCAAAGGUUCCCGGCCUCGUCUAUUGCGCUGUCGACCGUGCGGGCGACGUGUUUUUCAGUCAUGCCUCCGGAAAGCGUGGGAAUGACUCCCCAGACCCGAUGUCCUUAGACACAGUGUUUUGGAUUGCUUCCUGCACAAAGCUGCUAACCAGCAUAGCUUGCAUGCAAAUGGUUGAACAGGGCAAGCUGGCACUCGAUGAUGUUGAACAAGUCCAAUCGCUCGCCCCAGAGUUAGAGGAUGUCCAAGUCCUUGAGCGAGAGAUUGACGGCAGUUUUCGCUUGGUCCCAAAAGACCGCGGUAUCACACUUCGAAUGCUGCUGAAUCAUACCUCCGGCUUUGGCUACGCCUUCGAGGAUCUAAACCUUCGCGACUGGUCUCGCCCGCUCGGCUUGGACGACUUUUCCGGCCACGAGGCGGACGUGUUGCACCGGCCAUUGGUCAAUCAGCCAGGGACCCGGUUCCAGUACGGCGUCGGGCUUGAUUGGGCUGGUGUGCUCGUGGAGCGAGUCAGCAGUCUAUCCCUGGAGGAGUAUUUUCAGCAGUUCAUUCUGCGGCCUCUGGGGAUUGAAUCGAUCACAUUCUUCCCCUCUAAAGAGAUGAAAAUGAACCUGGCGUACAUGCAUCAACGCGAUAAAGAUGGUACAGUGAAAGUCACCGACCAUCUGUAUCGGUAUCCUCUUCUGCCGUGCAAACCUGGAACGGAACGCCAGAGGUUCUGCAUGGGGGGAGCAGGCUGUUUCGGGAAGCCCAUUGAGUAUUGCAAGAUCAUCGCAACGCUACUAAACGACGGCACAGAUCCAAAGACAGGAAUUCAGCUCCUGAGGCCCGAAAUAGUAAAAGGCAAGAAAGAUCCUAAUCCACCCAGCCACGCCACUCAGCAAGUUAACAAGUCGAAUGUAGAAAUGUUCACCGACCAAAUUCCAGAUCUGCCUCGGUAUUGCAACGAAUACACACCAUCGGGAAAGCCGCUUCUCGCGAACCCUUGUCCGUUGGUGCCCUGUGAUGAUGACUUGACUGAGGGUUGGGGGCUGUCCUUCUCCCUCAGCCAUCGCAAGAGCCCAACAGGACGGGCAGCUGGAUCUGGUUCUUGGGAAGGACUGGCAAAUCUGUUCUGGUUUGCGGAUCGGGAGAAUGGGGUUGGGGCUAUUAUUGCAUCUCAGAUUCUUCCAUAUGGAGAUCUCCAGGUGUUGGGAUGCAUGGAGGAGGUGGAGAAGAUGAUAUAUGAUGAGUUGGAGUCUAGAAAGGUGUAG